Messenger RNA from Parnassius mnemosyne (clouded apollo), 957 nucleotides. NCBI's taxonomy places the organism in Eukaryota, Metazoa, Arthropoda, Insecta, Lepidoptera, Papilionidae. The record is from the annotation of a GenBank genome assembly.
AUGGACUCAAGUGAAAAAAGACCACAAUUUGGUAACCGAUUCCUGGAAAAUGUGGAUGAGGUCUUCAAACAUAACGCUUGGGACAAUGUUCAAUGGGAUGCAAAUCAGGAACAAGCUGCUAAGGAAAAGGUUCAACAAAAUUCUGAAGUAACAUUUACUGAAGAACAUUUGAAAGAUUUGGAAGAUAAUGCUGAUAAGUAUUGGGAUGCAUUUUAUGAUAUCCAUCAAAAUAGAUUCUUCAAAGAUCGCCACUGGUUGUUCACAGAAUUCCCUGAAUUAGCACCUGAUAACACAUCUGCACCAGAAAGAGUGUACCCAGAUAUUGAUCAAAAACCUUUUAAAGUAACAGAAUCAGUUACCACUGACAAAAAUACUAAACGUUAUAUAUUUGAGAUAGGAUGUGGAGUUGGAAAUACUAUCUUUCCCAUCCUACAAUACAGCCAGGAUCCCAAUUUAUUUAUAUAUGGCUGUGAUUUCUCAUCCAAAGCUAUUGACAUUAUGCAACAAAAUAAACUCUAUGAUACGAAAAGAUGUAAUGUAUUUGUAUUAGAUGCAACAAUUACUGACUGGCAAGUCCCAUUCAAAGAAAAUUCAAUUGACAUCAUAGCUAUAAUCUUUGUAUUGUCUGCAAUUGAUCCUGCAAAAAUGCCAGGCGUUAUAAAAAAUAUAUAUAAAUAUUUAAAACCAGGAGGAUUGGUGGUGUUCCGGGACUAUGGUAAAUAUGACUUAGCUCAACUUAGAUUCAAGAAAGGUCGUUGCAUUUCUGACAAUUUCUAUGCUCGUGGAGAUAACACCAAGGUAUACUUCUUUACUCAAGAAGAAGUUAAACAGUUAUUUGUUAACAAUGGCUUUUUGGAAGAGCAAAAUUUGAUUGAUCGAAGACUUCAAGUGAAUCGAGGCAAGAUGUUAACAAUGUACAGGGUUUGGGUACAAGGAAAGUAUAGAAAGCCCUCGUAA